AUGGAGGAUUUGGUGGCCUGGAUCCAGACACCCGAAGAAGCAAUGGAGGAGGGUAUGGCCUGGAUCAGCCGUUCUGCUGGAGAAGAUAUAGACAAGCUGCCUCUUGAAGGGGACGACGAAGACAACGAGGAUGGCGACAGCAACCCAGAAUCCGAAGCACCAGCACUGAUUCCCGGGUUCAACCUCGACUUCGUAGCACCAGCACCCGUUCCCGACCUUCGAGAGCCCGUCGACAUUUGGGUUGAUACACCUAGUCUAGAAAAACCGCAGCAGCCACCUCAGCUGGCCAUCAACGACCCCCGAUCAGAAGACGGAACAGCGCACACGGACUGGCCCGAAGUAACGUUACUGUCGAUGUCAUACACCCCAGAGCCGUGGGAGGAGACACAAGAUGCGCGUGCUCUGCAGGAGAUCGCGCCGAAUGCUGUCGCACGUCACAACGAGUGA
Molecule: messenger RNA, 447 nt
Organism: Anthostomella pinea
Lineage: Eukaryota; Fungi; Ascomycota; Sordariomycetes; Xylariales; Xylariaceae
Source: the annotation of a GenBank genome assembly